Crotalus tigris (Tiger rattlesnake) is the source of this 2399-nucleotide messenger RNA. It is a transcript of the gene UBXN2B, whose product is annotated as UBX domain protein 2B. Gene Ontology annotation, biological process: nuclear membrane reassembly; membrane fusion; Golgi organization. The record is from RefSeq and is a predicted model, not a curated record. Gene Ontology annotation, molecular function: ubiquitin binding. The transcript is spliced from 9 exons. Gene Ontology annotation, cellular component: cytosol; nucleus. The coding region runs from base 37 to 1146 and encodes 369 amino acids. Lineage: Eukaryota; Metazoa; Chordata; Lepidosauria; Squamata; Viperidae.
GUUCGGGCUCCCAGGACCGUUUCUUUCCUGUCGAAGAUGGCGGACGACGGGAUAAUGGACGGGAAACGGCAGGGCGAACCGGAGGAAGCAGGAGCAACAGGCGGGCCGAGUGGCCUUGAGCGGCAGAAAGGACCCCGUUCAAGCGGACGGCCUCCCACCGUUCGGGAUCUGCAGCUGGCACUGGCUGGAUUAUAUGAAGAUGAAAUUAAAAGACAGCCACCACAUUCAGGCAGACCAACAGCUAGAGUUGCCAGUCAUCCCCGAUUACCAGUUCAAAGAAAUUUGAGAAAACCAGAAAGGAGUAUGAGUGAUGACAUGGAUAACCAAAGAUUUUACUCAGGUGAUACAGAAUACAGAAUUGUUGAGUCAUCUGGCAAUAUGACCUCUAGUAAAAUAGUUGAUGAACUUUUCAAAGAAGCAAGAGAACAUGGGGCAGUUCCUUUAGAUGAAGUAUCAAGAGCUUCAGGAGACUGCCAUAAAGCUAAAUCAUUUUCUGGAGGUGGAUACAGAUUGGGAGACUCUACUCGGAAGCAUUCUGAAUAUAUACAUGGAGAAAAUCAGUAUGGGCAAGAUGUUGAGAUCUUGCUUAAAUUGUGGAAGAAUGGCUUCAGCUUAGAUGAUGGAGAGCUGAGAUCCUACACAGAUCCAGUCAAUGCUCAGUUUCUUGAAUCUGUUAAAAGAGGAGAGAUUCCUGCUGAACUUCAACGACUAGUGCAUGGAGGUCAAGUUAAUUUAGAUAUGGAAGACCAUCAAGAGCAGGAAUAUGUAAGACCUAGACUGAAGUUCAAAGCUUUCAGUGGAGAAGGUCAGAAACUUGGAAGCCUUACUCCUGAGAUUGUUAGCACACCUUCAUCUCCAGAAGAAGAAAACAAACCUUUUCUUGAUGCCACUAUUCCAAUAGAUGCCACUGUACCAACAACUAAGAUCCAGAUUCGUCUAGCUGAUGGCAGUCGUUUAAUACAAAGAUUUAAUCAAACACAUAGGAUUACAGAUAUACGAAAUUUUAUUGUCCAGUCUCGGCCUUUGUUUGCCACAACUGACUUUGUUCUUUUGACUACAUUUCCACAUAAAGAACUUACAGAUGAAAGCCUGACAUUACAAGAAUCCGAUAUAUUGAAUACUGUGAUAUUACAACAGCUGAAAUAAACUUUAAGCCUAUCAGUGCAAGGUAGAUUCUGGAAUAGAUAAUGUUGCAUAUUGAUUUGCAAGAUUGCUUCAAAUAAAUGAGGAAAAGACCAAAAUAACUGGAAAAUAUUGUUUUCCAGUUAAAUAUAGCAAUUGACUUUUAAACCUGUUCAGUCUUCCAGUAACAAUUUAUCCAAAUUGCAGGUCAAAAAGUUUCGUUAAACAAAUGUUGAAUUUGUAUUCUUCCUAGUUCAACUUUUGUGAAUUCAAGUACUUUUAGGGAAGUGGGAAACAGGGAGAGAGAAAAAUAUAUUAACAGAAAAUAUAUAGAAAUUUACAUUUGGAAUUUAUAGGUAUGCAGUGGGAGAGGGUUGUGUAUACCAGGGGAUUCAUUUUCUGAAGAUUUGUAAAAAUUGAACUAUAGAAGAACUUUUUACUGUAUCAGGCUAUAGCUAUUGAAACCUUCAGUUUCUUAGUCCCAUUCUGUCACUUAGAAAUAUUUUGUUCAUAGGAUGUCUUUCACUUACCCAACAUGGUUUUAACGUAAUCUCAUUGUUGUGCUGCAAAUUAUUUUGUUUGCCCUAUCAUUCCCUUUUAAUAUCAGUUAUUAUUAACCAUAGUUUUAAGUGCAAGAUUGCAGAACAAAGUAUUUUUUUACUUUUAUUCUGUAAACAGAUUUCCUGUUAUCAAAUGUGAACUCCUAACUUUUAUGACUAAAAAGAGAAAUAUAAUAAAAUAAUAUUUAUGAUUUUUAAAGUCUGGUAUAAAAGAAAAUAGUGUGCUAUGUUGUAUUAAAUAUGUAAUUGAGGACCAAUGAAUAAAAUCACUUUGCAGUAUCACUUUUACACCUGGAUUUGAAUAGCAGUGAGUCCUUAAUAUGAAUCUUUCAACAACAAGUAUGUUUGUUUUGAGUAUGCAGAGUAGCUUCCGCCACUGAAAAUUAUUGGUCAUUGAACCUUGGAUAUCAUAAAGCAUUUCUAUUCCAGGUUAAUUUGUAUGGCUAGUUGCCUUUUCAAACCAUUUUCCAAAAGCUCAAAUUUGCAAACUUCAUAAAUCAAAAUUAAGAAUUUUAGUGGUGUCCCAAAUUUAACUUGUACUUCUGGUUAUAUUCUGUUGUAAAUAAUAAAGAAGAAAAUGUGCACAAACAGGAUGUACAGAUUAUCUUGGAAUUUCAUCCACAGGCGUAGAACACUGGAUUAAGAUUCUACUUGUAGCAUUUUAAAGCAUAGCAUCAGUUGAUGUAAGGAAAAGAACAGAAAUAAAACUUUUUUUUU